Frieseomelitta varia is the source of this 9671-nucleotide messenger RNA. It is a transcript of the gene Mctp, whose product is annotated as multiple C2 and transmembrane domain-containing protein. The transcript is spliced from 17 exons. The record is from RefSeq and is a predicted model, not a curated record. Gene Ontology annotation, cellular component: synaptic vesicle membrane. Gene Ontology annotation, biological process: regulation of neurotransmitter secretion. Bases 975 to 3809 code for a protein of 944 amino acids. Gene Ontology annotation, molecular function: calcium ion binding. NCBI's taxonomy places the organism in Eukaryota, Metazoa, Arthropoda, Insecta, Hymenoptera, Apidae.
AGAGCUAUGUAACGGGGAUACUGGAAAAACAGAAAUUGCGUGCGAACGUUGAACAGGUGUGAAUCCGCCUCCUUUGGCAAAGUAGAGGGUUCUUCAAGAAUUCAAGAUUACCAGAGAGUCAUAUAUACGUUUCGUAAAAACGUACGCCUCGUUGGAUUGGAAUAUUGAGAUACUUUAUCGGUCGGUGGAAAAUUGACCUAAUGGAUAAAGUGGGCGAUGCUAGAACAAUCGUUGCAUACGAGCUGCUUAUCUAUGUUCAUUUCCCUGCCUUUUCUUCAAUUGUUCAUACCGCGCGACCCCUCUUGGAAGCGUCAAAAUUUUGAAAGACCUGUUAUUGCCCUGCUGGAGACCACGUUGGCGCCGUUAUGUCGUGCGUUAACGUCGUCCGCGGAAGCGUGCAUGUGCAUAGUGAUGGCAUUGAUCCUCCUCUUCACGCGGCAUCAACAGCCUCUAGAAAAAAAUGUGGCCACUUUUCACACUGUUCUCCCCUCCAGCGACACUGCAAAGAAUGGGGGUAGGAGUAUCCGAGCAAGAUGGGGAAUCGCAAGUUCUGUCAGUGGCCUCUCGGACACGAAAGCGUUGGGUUUGUGGAGGGUGAUACGUUAUUUUGCAUCUUCCUGCUGGCUCGCCAGAAUUUCACGCGGUUGUAUAGUUCGUUUUUCGUGUUGAUAUCAUAUCGACAAGUGCAGGGUCCAUCGCGGUGUUUGUCGAGGCGAUCGUAAGUUGAUCGUGUCAGCUUGAAUCGCAAAAAGCAUGGAGCAGCGUUGACGGGAUCCAAGAACAUCUGGGGAGGGAUUCGCUGAUGGUUCCCGUGGAAACUCGGGAUAUGCGGCCGGUGGCCGAUGUUCCUUAGGUUCGUUGAUCUCCCGACGAAAUCAUGCUGUCGGCAUGCGGCAGACUGGCGCACUUCAAGAAGAGAUUAAAGGCUCGCGAGCUGGAGCUUCGAUAUACAAACCGCGUAUUCGGUGGAUAAGAUGAGCAAGAGCGUCGAGCUACUCGCUGGGUCGGAGGACAGUGAACAGAUACAAGUGGAUAGCAGUCUCGUGGAGGAAAGAUCCCGACUGAACUUGAACGGGAGCCGUCAGCUCUCGAAAAGCGCCACGGAGCUCCGGAACAACGACAGCAGUUCGCCGUCACGACGCGGUGAACAGACCGAUUCUGGUGUCGUUCAUCAUCAUCGGCAUCAUCGGCACGCCACCUCGGUGGCGCAACGUACACAUAUCUUCUUCGCAACCUUGAAGAGCCGUUGGAGUCGAAAUAGGAGCAAGGAACGAAAAAAAUCGAAAGAUGCUGGGACCGUGUUAUCUCAGGGUGUUGAAUCCGAUUACGCUGCCGAUUACUCUUCCGAACAUAGUAAAAGUUCAUCGGCCACGCAGAGUCCUGCCAGACACUAUCUUAAUCAUCCAGAGUCGCCGUUGGUAUGCGGAGGAAGGCAGAAUGUCGUGACAAGACCGGAAGAUAGCCCUGGAAAAAGCAGCGAAGCACAUUCGAAAGGAUCCUUAAAUUUUCAGCCGUCAAAGGAGUCGACCGAGGAAGCUCGAGGGUCGAUCAGCCAGGAUGAUAGCGCGUACCUUCAAGAAGAAGUCACACGAAGGAGAGAAUUGGCAUUGAGGCAGCAUGCUUUUUUCCAGCUUCGUUUGCACAUCAGAAGAGGGGCGAAUCUUGUUGCUAUGGAUAGAUGCGGUGCCAGUGAUCCUUAUGUGAAAGUGAAAAGCGGGGGUCGAUUAUUGCACAAAUCGCGGACAGUUCAUCGCGACCUAAAUCCAGUUUGGGACGAGAGUGUAACUCUGCCAAUAGAAGAUCCUUUUCAGCCUCUCACGUUCAAGGUCUUCGACUAUGAUUGGGGCCUCCAGGAUGACUUUAUGGGCGCAGCGCAAUUGGACCUCACCCAGAUGGACCUAGGUCAACCGCAGGAUGUCGUGUUGGAAUUGAAAGAUCACAACAGACCCAAACAACAUUUAGGGGAGAUUUUUUUGACCAUCACUCUUUGGCCAAAGAAUCAGCAAGAAAAGGAACAGUAUUUCCAAAGGACCAAUCGAUUGGCAGACGUAAAUAGACGACUGAAGUCGCAGAUAUGGAGCUCCGUGGUAACGAUUGUUCUUGUAGAGGCGAAGAAUCUAUUACCGAUGGAUAUAGACGGUCUUUCGGAUCCCUAUGUCAAGUUUCGUCUCGGGACGGAAAAGUACAAGUCAAAAGUGGUGCAUAAAACUCUGAAUCCCGUUUGGUUGGAGCAGUUCGAUCUUCAUCUGUACGAAGAUCCUUAUUUAGGUCAGGAGUUGGAGGUCACAGUUUGGGAUCGCGAUAAAAGCCACCAGGAUGACCUAAUGGGAAGAACGGUGAUCGAUUUGGCGACACUUGAACGCGAGACGACCCAUCGACUCUGGCGAGACCUCGAGGACGGCUCUGGGAAUAUAUUUUUGCUGCUGACUAUUAGCGGCACGACCGCCAGUGAAACGAUCAGCGAUUUAGCCGCUCAUGAGGAAACACCUCGUGAACGUGAACAAUUGUAUCAGAGAUACGCGUUAGCCAACUCGUUGCAAAGGGCGCGGGACGUCGGGCAUUUAACAGUGAAGGUAUUCAGAGCACAAGGUCUCGCGGCAGCCGAUUUGGGUGGCAAGAGCGAUCCUUUCUGCGUUUUGGAAUUGGUAAACGCAAGAUUGCAAACCCAAACCGAAUAUAAAACGCUGGCGCCAUGUUGGCAAAAAAUAUUCACUUUUAAUGUGAAGGACAUCAAUUCGGUGUUAGAGGUAACAGUGUACGACGAGGACAGGGACCAUAAAGUAGAGUUUCUUGGGAAAGUUGCUAUACCUCUUCUGAGGAUAAGGAACGGUGAAAAACGAUGGUACGCGUUAAAGGACAAAAAACUAAGGGGUCGAGCCAAGGGGAAUUCCCCUCAAAUUCUCCUGGAGAUGACCGUAGUGUGGAACGUUAUCAGAGCCUGUAUACGAACGUUAAAUCCCAAAGAGACGAAAUACAUGGAACCCGAGAUAAAGUUCAAAAGACAGGUGUUCCUACGUAACGUUCUCAGAUUAAAGGCAAUCAUCGUUAUCGUGAUUGAUAUCGGAAAAUACGUGCAGAGCUGCUGGGAAUGGGAAAGUAAAAUGAGAAGCAUCAUCGCAUUGAUCAUCUUCGUUUUGGGUUGUUACUACUUUGAGCCUUACAUGUUUCCAGCAGCGGCACUUCUUAUCCUUUUAAAAUAUUAUCUGCUUUACGAAGAUGGAAGUGGAUUCAAUCAAUGGAUUUCCGGACAGGUUGCGAUGAUAACCGGUACACCCUUAUCCCAUCAUUCGAGUUCCCAUUUCCACGACGAGGGUGAUGAAGGCCCAGCCACUCCUGGAGAUGACGAUGACGACGAUGAUGACAAGGACAAAGAAGAGAAAAAAAGUCUGAAAGAGCGACUGCAAGCGAUUCAAGAGGUGACCCAGACUGUUCAGAAUUCAAUCGGUUAUAUAGCCAGCCUCUGUGAAAGAGUGAAAAAUCUUUUCAAUUUCACUGUCCCCUAUCUGAGUUACUUAGCCGUGAUCCUGACGAUCCUCGGUGCCGCUGUUCUCUAUUUUAUUCCUUUAAGAUACCUUAUCCUGGUGUGGGGCGUCAAUAAAUUCUUCAGAAAAAUUAUCCGGCCUCACUCGGUUCCAAACAACGAGCUUCUUGAUCUUAUAUCUAGAGUACCCGAUGACGAGGAACUUCUUAAUUACAGAGAGUUAAAACCAUUGCCGACUGCUGACUGCGAGAAGGGUUCCACUUCGGGCAGUCCAAGUACGUCGAAUUUAACGCGGAGGGAGCAGAGGAAGAGGCACAAGGCCGCGUAGCAGCAUGCCCCGCGGCCAGAAGUCGCGGGUCUACGAUCACCGAGCAUCCUGAGGACGGUCCUGCUGCGCCGGAAGAUGCGUCAGCGAAAGGGAUCAGCGGAGAAUCCAGAUGUGAUCGACAUAGACUGAGAAACGUUCCGUUUCCACUCGUAGUCGUUAAGCUAGGGGGGGAUUUUCAUCAUUCUAGUUCCCAGUCUUUUCUGGUCGUGUUUUUUAGAAACACCGUGCGUGGUAUGUCUUCGAAGUCUAAAAUGUUUUUAUUCUCAGUGAGGGUAGUUUCACGUCGUAUUGCUAAGAGAAAUAGUCAGAUAGCCAGAGAGAGAGAAAGGAUGAAAGAGAUCAACCACCAAAUGGUCGAGUUCAUUGCGACAAGCAAAAAAGUAAUUCUAACUGCAGUAUUCAAAAAAAGACUUUCGCGUCUUUAUAGUGUAAAAUAUUUGAAGUUUCAACUAUAUGCAAUAAUUAAUUACAUGUAUCGAUAUGACUUAAAAAGUUGUAGAAACGUUUAGCGAAACAUGCUUAAGUAUCUACCAAUGUUUAUAAGAUGUUGGUACUUCUCAAAGAGAUUGUUCUACAUUAUUACAUUGUCGACGAAAUCUCCGGGACAUACCACGCAAAAUUGUUACUAGAUAUUAUUUCGAUUCGAUAGUUGGAAUGAACCGAUACAGAUGUACAUCGAGAAUUUCGUAAAAAGAAGCAAACGAUGGUUUUUCAUCUAUAUAAUAUGUUCGAAAUAUAGUAGGAAGUACAUUAAUACCGAAUGGCUCGGCUAUUAUGGUGUUGAUAAAUCUGCGUGGAACGAUUCGUCGAUAGAAAAGUGAAGUGAUAUAAUUUUUCAGUAACAUUAUCAAAAACAAUAGUAACCUAUUGAAUUCUAUUCUGAUUAUAUAAUAUCUAUAAUAGAGAACUAAGAAGUUGGCAGUUGGAACGUUACAUUAGCUACAUAAUUUUCACUAGUGGUACGUGAUCAUUUGGUCCCAUUUUUAAUUUCUCCAUUGACUUACAUUUAUUGAUUUAGAGCUAAUCAAGGCCGACUACCAUCUUCUCAGCUUCCAAUAGUAAUUUCAUGGAAAUUAAGGAAAUCGUAAAUUCGAAUAAACUGAAUUUAGAAAAUAAUAAUAGUAGCGUCAAGAAAGGAGAAACAAGUGUAACAAAUUAUCGUUUGACUUCAAACUAUCGUUUGAAAAAAGAAUGAAGGAAAACACGAACAGACAAACGCUUUUUGAAAGUAUAUACAUCCCGUUCGAACGGGAGGAAACUGCGUUUCGAGCAGACGCUUAUUAGCUAACGAUAUAUGACGGAGAAGAGAUACCAUAGUUAUUUAAAGAAGAGAAAUAGCAAAAAAUACGCGAGAAUAAUUCCCGCAUACGGGUUAUCCUCGAUCCGUUUCGUCCAUCGGUGUCGUAGAUAUAGCUGCUACAGAAUCGUUAUCAUUGAGAGAGAUAUUUAAAAGAAAAAGUAUAAAAAAAAAAUGCAAAAAAAAAAUACAAAGAAAGAAAAAAAGACAAUUAUAGUUAUUCUGCGAUGGUCUCGUUUAGCCAAAGAAAUUCGCUCGACGAGCUAUUUCUUCCAUUUCAAGAACGACGAAUAGAAUAAUCAUUUACUUGACGUUCAUCUGUCUAAAUUUUGUCCCAUAUAAUAAUAAAUUGAAUGAAUUGAAUGUUAUGAUAGUUUUAUCGGUAUAGUCUGUUUAUUUUAUUCAGAUUUUGCCUCGUAUUGUAAUGUUAGCAUUUCUGUAAUUCUGUCUUUUUAAUUUUACUAUUCAGAAAUCGCUGAUUGCCUGUUCGUCGUUCGUGAAAUCAAAUAUUAUUUCAUCAAUUACUGUUGAGACACCUUGAAGUGUCCCAGUGUUAUUCUCUUUAAAUACUAUUUAAUAUUAUCGAAUUCUUCGUUCCAACGCACACUGUCACGCGUUCAUUUGCCUCCUCGAGCAUGAAUACAGUGAACUGUUAAACGAUAACGAGCAUCCUCGCGUCUUGAAAUUGUAAAAAGUGCCAGGAUUUCGCUUCGCAGUUGAAUGAUAGAAAAUAUUACAAUUACUCAUACUAUAACCAGGAACAUAUCAAACAAGUUAGUCAAACAAAAGAAGAAUGUUGAAUUUCUAACGGAACUGUGCUCUCGGAAAUGGCGUUUGCGCGAUUUCUUUAUACAAAUUAUAGUAAUUAAUGAAGAAACCGUGGAAAGAUGUUACUCGUGCAUGAAGAGAUGCUCGUAAGAAACCGGAAGAACAAUAUGGAAAGGGGCAAACAUUUCUCCGGCCAGUUGUAUUACUAUUUUUAUAACGAUAAUAGCCAUUGCUGCCCUAGUGACAGUAGUUCGUAGUUCUUUCGAUUAGAUAACGUUUCUCCGUAACUUUCCUCGUUGCGAAUAUUACGCCAGGUUCUUUCUACCGGUGUUUUCUUCCCAUUGUGUAAUUCAUUGUCUCUGUAAAAAGAAAAGGAAAAGCAUGUUAUUUAUAAUUCUAUUUCCGGAUACGUUACGAGCUCGCAUUGUCGCAAAAAGCAAUAAUAGUCGUGUAAAAGAAUAUUAACGUUAUAGUUAUAAAAGUCACACUUUUACGUGAACAUUGUGUAAACUCACGCGGUGUACAUGUUUUUGAAACAUACUCGAAGAUCAAUUACGCUGAACGAUCUCUCUCUUCUUCCUUCGUAUUUAUAUUUUUCUUUAAAGACCAACUAGUGCGACUAGUAAAAAAGAGAGAGAGAGAGAGAGAAGAAAAUUCCUAAAGUAAUAACGAAUGAAAUUUUUGUAUUUUCGAGUACGUUUUAAAGAAUUUAUCACAGAGAGCAGAACGAUUUGGCCGAUUGGCCAAAAAUUUCGUUAGAUGAACAAGUUAGAUGAUAAAUUCGUUUAUUCGAUAAAUUCGUCAUAGCGGACAUGCUUGAGGAGGGAAGUAAAACGCGUUGUAUUAAUUAUUCCUAACCGCGAUUUUACGGUUGGUGCCAGCCGAUGAGAAAGCCGAAAGGAGAAGGAAAGAUAUCGCUGAUCCAUUUCUUCGCUUUUCUGAAUUCGUAACGUCGCGGCGUCGCCCAUUUUUCCUUUUUUUUUUCUUUUUCUCUAAGUUUUCACCAUUGAUCUUCUCGCUGUUUCUUGUAUGUACUCGCAUUGUCAUGAGAGGCUCAAUAGCGUCAGCAAAACCUUGCGGCAAGAAUCGUGAAAGAAAAUUACAUUUUCACUCGUGUUUGACCCUUUUUGAAGCGUUGAACUAGAAAGCACUGUCUCGUUUCAAUUCCAUUUGAAAUAACAAAUCUCUUCUUUUAAGAAUUUCUUCGUGUAUUCUCUAAUUUUGUAACGUGUUAUAUUUUAUCUCAUAAAACGAAUGUGUUAAAUUCAUAAAUUUGCAGUUGCGAACGGAACUACUGUAUAAAUUGCUGAAAACGAAACGUUAGAUAACGCGAGAUUGGUCAGCUAUGAAAUCGGCAAAUCGUGAAGGAAUCUCCUGGUUGAAAUCGGGGAUAAUAUAUACGAUAGUUUCGGUCGACGUAAUUUUAUCCACAAUCUUUACGGGAAGAUUGAGGAACUGAGGCUAUAAUCGGAAAUUGUUCGCGCUUCGAAGGGUUCAAAUUGCAACUUUCAUUCGCCAAUUGCGGGCCUAAAUCGCGAGGCAAAUGCGUGCAAUACAGAGUACACUGAAUACAUGCAUGUGAACGCUAGGACGAGAGACACGUGAAUGAAAAACGAGGGAAAGAUAGGCGAUUCUUUUUUUGUCAUCUAGUCAACGAACUUUCUUAGUAAAUGAGAAACUUGUGAUACUGCGGAUCAAUUCCCUUGUGUUUAGGUAUUGGCGUCGGGGCGGUGUGUGAUUUAAAAUCUGGCGACUACAGGCCAAGCAAAGGGCACCAUUUUCUAUUUCGUAGAGCUUAGUUUCAGAGUUUGGUUUUGUUACAAAGCGGACAAUCAGAGAUACAAGCCGAUCGUUGCGUUUGUUGCUGUCGUUUUUGGAGAUUUUAAAUCGCACAGCUCGCAACACGGUAGUAUGGUUUUUAUAAGUCAUUCCUUGCGACAUUCCUUUCGUUGAAAUUGUGUGUGUACGUGGACUCACUUGUCACGUUUUUUUCAUUUUUUUUUUUCAUAAAAUCGUAAAAGUAUUCUCUUCUUCUAAAUUCUCAAAAUUCUCUAUGUUUACAGCUAAGAUUGAAUUCUUUCUAAAGAUGUUACAAUAAGUCGUGUACUCGUGCAAUUUCAUUUUUCAUGCAUUUAAUCAUACUGAAGCGUCUGCUGUUGAAGCAAUAAAGUUCAAAGCACUUCUAGUAAAGACGAUUGUUAACGACAGCUAUUGUAUGGCUAUGAGAAAAAUAACAAAGAUUUAAAACAGUCAAUAACGGUGACUACUAGUGAUGAAGGGGGCAUUGAUUGCAAGAAAUUGAGGCCACAACUUUGCUAAUGAAUAAACAUUAGCGAUGAAAAUUAAAAUUAUGAUGAAAAUUACUAGAGAAUCUACUUAUUAUUUUCAGUGCUAUAAACUUUUUAAUACAUGGCCUGAAUAUACAAUUAUCUUCAUGUUUAUGUUUACUCAUGAAAAUGACCACCACUAAAACUACUAAAUAGAAUCAUUUUUUUCUAAUCGAGACUAUCACCAUUGUCACCAUUGUUUUCUUAAUAAUAAUACGUAACAAAAAUUUCAAACUAACUUUCAAUUACACACGAAGAUGAAGAUGGCGAGGAACUUUAGAACUGUCUCAAUGUUAUUUGAAAAGAAAACAGCCGACGCUUCAAGAGAAACUAUUCGCGUUUUUACAGUGUGGUUUUCUACUCUUCCAAUUUUGUACUUCCAACAAAAGGUGUAUGUAAGAUAUUUCAGAAAGAUUGUUUUCUCAAUUCAGGAGAAGAACAUUUUCCUGCGUAAAAGGAAAAUGCUGUUCUAGAAAAAAAAAAAAAAAAAAAGACACGUCUACUGUUAUAUUUCAAGCCUUUCGAAAUUAUUAUCUUGUGCACGCACUUUCGAGUUUGCAUGCUCCAGUUUCUUCGUGUUAUAUGAAUCUUCAUUAAAGUGUUUUAGCUGUUAAGAAGAGAGCAGGGGCGCGCGCGCGAGAGAGAGAGAGAGAGAGAAUGAGAGAUGGUGAAUAAAUGAGACGAAAGAGGAAAGAAGAAAAAGGAGAGAAGGACAGAACGAAUUCGAUUUCCACGAAAUCACAUACGAGGGUGCAUAUUUUUUCCCUGAGCCCUGUCCUCUGGAUGAGUGCUUUCUAUUUCUAAAGAAUAUCUUUUUCUACUUCUAAAGAACAUCCACUUUGUUUCAUCAUUGAAAUUGAUUUUCAAAAACGAAACGUUCAAGCGAAUAUUGCUUUUCUUUAUCUUUUUUUUUUUUUGCCAAAGAGAAUUGUUAAUAAAACAAACUUCUUUCUUACAGUGCGACAAUAUUGAAAUUCGGAAUCGUAGCUGGAAUAACAUUCACAUCCAUCUUGUCUCGGUCGUCGAAUAGUAGCAUGGUCACGUUAUUAUUUGAUCCUAGAGUCUGGAUAGUCUUCACGAAACUUAUUUGUUUGAAACGAACGAAAUGAAACAGGUCGGGAAGCCUGUGAUUGCGAUUCAAAGAACGAGUUCAUUCUACGAACAAUUUUUCAAUUUUACCGUAGUUGGAUGAUGGGAAACGAUGAUAAUACUGAUCCAGAAGGCAGAUCGAUCAGACAACGCUCCGCACACGCUCUGUCUACUUCCUAAUCAAUAGGGCAAACGAAUAUUAUAUUUAAGGUAAUUAGAUAGAGUUCAAAACGCAAUUGUGAUUCGGUCGGCGGAUUAAUUCGCGAAGCCAUUCAGCGGUAAAGAACGAAAAUUGAAAACACACAGUGGUGAAGCAAAGAAGGUCCGGACCAAGUCCAGAUCGGGUGAUCUCGAUCGUACAAAAAAUGAAUUAGAGAAAUU